This is a messenger RNA of Frieseomelitta varia, 1778 nucleotides long. RefSeq lists its product as uncharacterized. The record is from RefSeq and is a predicted model, not a curated record. Lineage: Eukaryota; Metazoa; Arthropoda; Insecta; Hymenoptera; Apidae. The transcript is spliced from 4 exons. The coding region runs from base 703 to 1551 and encodes 282 amino acids.
CGAUAGAGAGUAAGAAUGGAAACAUUAUUUUGUAGUUGUCACUGAACGUAUUUGUGCCAAUUUCAAUAUUUUUUACAUAGUGUCAUGUUAAUAUAAAGACAAUGAUAAAGGAUUCGAAUUCUAUGUGAUUUACAUAAAUGAACACCGGCAAGACUGAUUAUGAAACAAAAUGUAUUGACUGAAAGUUACCCCAAUUUAUAUAAUCAUUUUGUUACUAAAUGCAAGGAAAGAAUCUUAAUGAAAUUAACAGUAUUAUUAUAAAUAGUCAUUUAAUUGCUACUGCUUUCAUGAAAGGAAUUAUUAUGUAAAUGAAAGUGAUAAAAAUAUUGUAGCAGUAUGCAGAUCUAUAAAUAAUGCAGAGAAUUUAUAGAAUCCUGUCCUAUAAUUGGGCUAAUUAUGGUAUUUUAUUACAUGAAAGUUUGAGAGAUUUGUAAUAGCUUUUUUGAGCAGAAUUUCACGAAUAAAAUGUAUUAAGAUAAAUAGUACCAGAUUGAGGCAUAAAAUUAGCUCAUUUUUACGCAUACUAAAGAAUCUUUAGUACAUAUUAUUCAAGCAUUGUGGAUAAUGCAGAUGUUAUGUAAUUUAUUCAUUUAAUAUCAAUUAUAAGCAAAAUUUACUUAAUAUGAAAUAAUCAUGGAAUGAUUGAUAAGCAUAAAUGUAUAUUCUUUUAACAUAACUGAUUGUGAACUUCUGAAAAUAUUAAUGAAAAUUAUACUUAUACUUAUGGGUUUCAUAAAAAUAUUAAAACGUAUGCUUUAUGCAAAUUUUGCAUCUUGUAGUUCUAAAACAUUAGGAAUCUUAGCACCUUUAACAAUUCCACCAUUGCAUAUUGCAUUUUUGUAUUACUUUUGGCAAGAAUAUUCAAGAGAUGUUGAUAAACAAUAUUGUUCUUGCUCAUGUUGGGACACAGUAUUCAAGGGAUCAUAUGAAUCUGGCAUUGCUUCUUAUAAACAUAUGUAUUUCAAUGCCACAACUAACACUUUUAAAAUAUGGACGGCAAUUGUAAUUGGAAUUAUUACUUUCUAUGAAGUAGUGAAACAUUUAACAUGGCUAGCUUUCCAUAAUCGCCUCAGGUUUUCUAUGAUGGUCCUUUUUUUAACUGCUAUUUUCUCACAUUAUUAUACUUGGUGGGUUUAUAUAAAUUACUGGAAUGAUGAGUUCUAUUCCCAAUGGUACCAUCAGAUGUUUUUCUCUAUCACUGAGUUGAUAUCUACUUUUCUGGUAAUUCAUCUGGCAGAUAAUAAAAAUCCAGUAACUCAUAGAAAAGCAUUUGGUAUAGCUGCAAUAGCUAUUUUGCAUAUUGUGGCAGGUGGUUGGGAUCAGUUUAUUGCUAAUGUAUUUAGAGGAGAAGGGCAUGCACAUCAGGUUGUACGUGAUCUUGGAUUUAUGAUCCCAGAUAUUCUUCAUGUUGCUAUUUCAUUAUGGGCAGUUAAGUGGAAAAAUAUAAAUAAUCUUCCGGGUUCUACCAAACGAGAUCCUAGUAUCAAAAGAGAUCUAGCUUAUAUGUUAGGGAUGAUAUGUAUAGGAUUAUGCAUUUGUGCCAUAUUGUAAUUUAACCGUUAUAAUGCCUACAAAUAGUGUCUUAAAAAUCAAAUAAUGAUUUAAUUUAACUUAUUUUCUUAUACAAAGUUAUGAAAAAUAUACAUAAAUGAAUUUUAUUAAAAGAUAUAUAUAUACACCUUUGUAAUACUUUUCACGGUGCUGAUACUUAUGCUGAAAGUAAAUUUAAUUAGAUUUAGUUUAAUAGAUUUCAUGAAAAAUGGUUACCAUUAUUACUU